This is a messenger RNA of Arvicanthis niloticus (Nile rat), 636 nucleotides long. Lineage: Eukaryota; Metazoa; Chordata; Mammalia; Rodentia; Muridae. The record is from RefSeq and is a predicted model, not a curated record.
UGAUGAUUCAGUCGGAUUCCGGCAGCAGCUGCAGCGGCUCAGGUCUUCAGUAGCUCUUUCUGUCUCCCUUUCGUUUCCGGAAACAUGGUCUCUGGUGUGGCUGUCUCUGAUGGUGUCAUCAAGGUGUUCAAUGAUAUGAAAGUUCACAAAUCUUCAAUACCAGAAGAAGUAAAGAAACACAAGAAGGCAGUGGUUUUUUGCCUGUGUGAGGACAAGAACAUCAUCCUGGAGGAGGGCAACGAGAUCCUAGUAGGAGAUGUGGGGCAGACCGUGGAUGACCCCUACACCAUGUUUGUCAGGAUGCUGCCAGAUAAGGAGUGCCGCUGCGCUCUCUAUGAUGCAGCCUGUGAGACCAAAGAGAACAAGAAGGAGGACCUGGUGUUCAUCUUCUGGGCCCCCGAGAAUGCACCCCUUAAGAGCAAAAUGAUUUAUGCCAGCUCCAAGGAUGUCAUCAAGAAGAAGCUGACAGGAAUCAAGUAUGAAUUACAAACUAACUGAUACGAGGAGGUCAAGGACCACUGCACCCUGGCAGAGAAACUAGGUGGCAGCGCCAUUAUUUCCCUGGAGGGCAAGCCUUUGUGGGCCACCUCCAGCCCCCCUGCCUGGAGCAUCUAGCAGCCCCAGACCUGCUCUUGG